Brettanomyces nanus is the source of this 1389-nucleotide messenger RNA. It is a transcript of the gene ARG4, whose product is annotated as argininosuccinate lyase. Gene Ontology annotation, cellular component: cytosol. The record is from RefSeq and is a predicted model, not a curated record. The coding region runs from base 1 to 1389 and encodes 462 amino acids. Gene Ontology annotation, molecular function: argininosuccinate lyase activity. NCBI's taxonomy places the organism in Eukaryota, Fungi, Ascomycota, Pichiomycetes, Pichiales, Pichiaceae. The transcript has a single exon.
AUGUCCGAUCAACCUCAAAAGCUAUGGGGAGGACGGUUUACGGGAGCCACUGACCCUUUAAUGGAUCUCUACAAUGCUUCGUUACCUUACGAUAAGAAAAUGUAUGCGGCUGAUUUGGAAGGAACCCGAGUCUACACUAUGGGACUUGAGAAGCUCGGUUUAUUGACUUCUACAGAGUUGACGGAGAUUCACCGAGGAUUGACCCAGAUCAAUGAUGAAUGGAUUUCGGGAAAAUUUGAGGAGAAGCCGGGAGAUGAAGAUAUUCACACUGCAAAUGAAAGAAGGUUGGGAGAGAUCAUUGGCCGUCAUAUUGCAGGAAAGGUCCAUACCGGACGGUCUAGAAAUGAUCAGGUUGCCGUCGAUAUGCGUCUCUUUGUUCGAGGAGAGUUAACUAAGGUAUCCAAUCAUCUCAGAACAUUGAUUCAGACACUGAUCAAGCGUGCAGAGAAGGAGAUUGAUUACCUAAUGCCUGGUUAUACUCAUUUACAGAGAGCUCAGCCUAUCAGAUGGUCCCAUUGGUUAAGUAUGUAUGCCACGUACUUUACCGAGGACUAUAAACGGCUUCAGCAGGUCAUUGACAGACUUAACGUGUGUCCUCUUGGAGCCGGUGCCAUUGCUGGACAUCCAUAUGGUAUUGACAGAGAGUUUAUUGCCAAAGAGUUAGGCUUCAAAGGAGUCAUUGGCAACUCUAUGGCUGCAGUGAGUGACAGAGACUUUGUUAUGGAGACGUUAUUUUGGAUCUCGUUGUUUAUGAAUCACAUCUCACGUUUUAGCGAGGACUUAAUCAUCUACUCCAGUGGAGAGUUUCACUUUGUCAGUCUAGCUGAUGCCUAUUCUACGGGUUCAUCUUUGAUGCCUCAGAAAAAGAAUCCUGAUUCUUUAGAGCUUUUGAGAGGUAAAUCCGGCAGAGCGUUCGGUAGCUUGGCCGGUUUUAUGAUGUCGAUGAAAGGUAUUCCUUCAACUUAUGAUAAGGACAUGCAAGAAGAUAAAGAGCCUUUAUUUGAUGCCAUGACUACUGUUGAGCAUUCCAUUUUGAUUGCUACCGGUGUUAUAUCUACGUUGAAGGCUAACAAUCGGGACAUGGAAGCAGCAUUAAGUAUGGACAUGUUGGCCACAGAUUUAGCAGAUUACUUGGUUCUUAAGGGAGUUCCAUUUAGAGAGACUCAUUAUAUAUCGGGUGAAUGUGUUCGUGCAGCAGAAGAAAGCCAUCUUUCUGGUAUCGAUCAACUUUCUUUGGAUCAGUUCCAAAAGAUUGAUAAGAGAUUUGGUCCAGAUGUCUUUCAAACCUUCGAUUUCGAGAGAAGUGUUGAAAAGAGAGAUGCAACCGGAGGAACUGCGAAGAUUGCUGUUCUCAAACAGUUACAUCAGCUCCAGCAAUAUCUCUCCUAA